Molecule: messenger RNA, 840 nt
Organism: Anopheles nili
Lineage: Eukaryota; Metazoa; Arthropoda; Insecta; Diptera; Culicidae
Product: probable glycoprotein hormone G-protein coupled receptor
Exons: 2
Coding region: 85-474 (129 amino acids)
Source: RefSeq, a predicted model, not a curated record
AAGCCUACCGAGUCGCUACCACCGUGUGGUUUCAUUUCGUUCUCCUUCGUUUACGUGCGGUGUUGAAAGUUUAAACAUUUCAAGAUGAAAGCUAUGGUUUGUGCUCUUGCCCUGGCCGCCGUCCUGGCCGUAGCCAACUGUGCGCCGUACCAAAUCGCUUACCUGAUCCCGGUCGAUGCCCCGGUUGCCCGUGUGGCCCGUUCGGCGCAGUUCAGCGGAAGUGCUGCUAAUGCCGGUGCCCAAUCGUUCAACUCUGGCGGUGGUUUCCCCGGAUUCGGAGGCUUCUCGGGAUCGGCCGCUAAUGCCGCUUCGCAGUCGUUCACCGCUGGUGGAUUCCCAGGACAUGGUGGAUUCGGUGGAUCUGCAGCUUCCGCCGGUGCUCAGUCGUUCUCGGGUGGUGCCGGAGGAUUCCCAGGCUUCGGAGGUUUCUCCGGAUCGGCGGCCAACGCCGGUGCCCAGUCGUUCAGCGGUUAAGCACCAGCGCAUCUAGCCUGCUGACCGAUCGGUGUCGUUUGGCACCGUGCGCAACAACACCCGCGUGGAAUUACGCCGGACAGGAGAACAGCAAGCAUAAGAACGAUACGCAUGUAGCUCUACUGACGGCCAGGAUUACGUUCUAGAAAUCGGUAGUCUGUACAAAAUACACACACAAACACAGCAAACACACGGUAAACCACUAAAUUACAAUGACUCUCAUGACACUUGCAUCUGCAGUUCGUGGACGCAAAGCGAACAUCGAACGGACGACAAAUGGCAACAUUGAUACCGUGAAAAGAAGAAGCAAACUCAAGGUGGUCGAUUGUGAUACGUUUGGAUAAAUUAUAACUUCUUUGUUUUAAA